AUGGAACCGCCGGAUCUGCUGACCACUUGCGUGGUCGCGUCCAUCUAUGCCUUGACAGUAAAAGUGGGCCUUCUGGGGAACUGCUGGGUGGUCAGUUCGGUGAUGAGAAGUCGUCGACCAAGGACGAUGAUGGGCUCUUUGAGUCCCUCAGACCGGCUUCGAACCUAUAUUGGCCUUCUGGCGAUCCUCGAUCUACUGGUGAUCGCCUCUCUGGUCAUCCGAGUUAUGUAUAUUCUCUUGCCAUAUGCAUCUACAGGUAAGUAUUUUUAGAAUUUAAUCUCUUCCACGUUGUUUUAAAUAUAGCCGUGACGUGUUGAGUUCAUCUUGCUUUUCUUGUAAUGAUCCUUCCUAAAUCCAUUUACUUUUAGAAGAAAUGAGCUGCAGAGUUGUCUUUGUGAUCGACCAUUUGGUUAAGCUGGCCUCCUUAACUUGCCUCUCCUGCAUUUCCAUGGAAAGAUAUAUCACAAUCAGGAAGCCAUUCAGCUCUAGAAUCCGCAAAAGAUUCAUCCAGUUUACCCCGAUAGUGGCACUGACAAUCUUAGUCAUCGUAUUGGCAGCAAUUGCAGUAAUGGCCUCGAAUGUUGGUCUAAAUGAGAAUGGGACUGAUUGCCAGCAAAAAGGAUACGGAGGAAUCUUGGUGAAGGGUGCCAGACUGGUCAUCUCCUUCUCUUUCUUCGGCCAAUUGCUUAUUGUUUCGGCCAAUUAUGGCCAGAUUGUUAGACAUGUUCGACGAAAAUUCUGGCAACGAAAAGCCCGAGUUGUGGCCAAUGCGAAGAAUCAAAGCAAACAACCACUGGUCUCCCAGCCAAGAUAUAUGAGAGAUAUGACUGCUGCAAUUGUCAGAAUCGCCUGUUUUCAUGUCGUCUGCUGGCUGCCUUACUGUGUCAUGCAGAUGGUCUCUGAAUUCUACGGAAAUGAACUUGGAUCUACCAUGCCUACCAAUCUGAAAUCUUUGGAAGAUAAGCAAAUUAACUCAUGGAUUUGGACGGUAUUCAUCGCAGACUGGCUGACUUAUGUCAACUCUGCUGGGAAUUGGAUUUUAUACGCAGCUAUGAACAAAGAUCUCAGGUCCAUAAUCAGGUAAUAUUAUCUUAUUCAAUCAUAAUAUUAUAAUUAAUCCAUUUGUUUUGAAGAAUUAUAUAAUUAUUGUUUGACCUUUAGAGCUACUACCGAGCGUCGAAAGAGGUCUACAAUGUCCCAGAGCUCUCCCCCAUCCAACAUUCAUCGCAGCCUCAGACGGCAUAUGGCCCAAUCCCUUCGUUUCUUCUACUCCAUCAACUCUUACAGAUCCAAUAACAAUAGCUUUGAUGAUUCCUUGACUACUUGUCACAUCAAUGGAUCCAUUGAUUCCUCUCCGAUGGCUGUGGCUCGGUCUGUUUCCAAUGCUGGAGCCCACCAAGGAGCUGAAGUUGGGCUGUUUGGGAUGAGGAAUGGCCGAGCCCACACUUAUUGUAGUCCCCGUUCUUCGAAUGGAUUGUCCACUGCCAAUAGCCUCACCGGAUCCAAUCACACGCCCGCCAAUCUCCACAAAUAUGUGAUUGCCUCGAGGAAUUCCCCGUGUUCUUCGCCGAAGCCAAUUCUCAGUGUAAUUAUGGGAAAUUCGAACGAAAAAUUGGAUCAAGAGCGAUUCUUGUGA
Molecule: messenger RNA, 1636 nt
Organism: Bursaphelenchus xylophilus (pine wood nematode)
Lineage: Eukaryota; Metazoa; Nematoda; Chromadorea; Rhabditida; Aphelenchoididae
Source: the annotation of a GenBank genome assembly